AUGUCUACCGAGCACCAACUCCGUGUACACUUCUUCUCGAUUUUCUUCACGUUUGCUCUCAUUUACCAAGAAAUUGAAGGUAUGAACGAUAGCGAAAUUGAUGUUUUUAUGUUAAGUGAAGAACUGUUUUAUACAUACAUGCUUGUAAAAUUUUGAUUUAGUGCUGAAGAACUGUAAGUUACUAGAAGGGUUUGAUUUCACGAAGGAAGAAGCAUUGUUCACAAGUAGUUACUUUUUAAUUAACCCAGUAUCUUUAUGGACAAAAUAUAUUGCCACAAUAGUGGCACAGUAGCACUUACUAGUUUGUUCUGAUUUCCACCACAGGACUCAGCUUCAAAGCAGGAAAAUUCAAUGUGACCACAACUUUGAGUCUGUUUGCCUGUAAGAAUGUUUCUUUUGAGGAGCCUUUUCACGGUGGACAAGAAAUUAAAAUCUUCAUUUCUAAAAGCCAUGCAACGGAAGGUUCUACUCGAGCUCGUGAAAAUGGCGCAGCAAUUUGGGCGGAAUCUGUGAAUAACAAGGCAUUUACUGUCUGUGUUUUGGAGUACGGAGAUGGCUCAAGUGGCGCUUUGCAAGUGAACUCGAUGGCGCUGCAAUCUGUACCUGCUGGCGCUCAACUAGGCACAUCUUCUUUAAACGCCUGGACUACUGGAACAAAGUGUAAAAGAAUCGCUUUUGAAAAGGUUCGAUUAGUUCAGAGUGUUUGACAACGUUGUUGUUGUUGCUAUGCAGGUGGUGUGACGUCUUUUCUUACUAUUUCCUGUUAUGUCAUAUUUCUUGAAGAGAUGAAAAGUUUGAUUGAUAGACUGGGAUAAACUCAACAAAAUAAUGUCAUUUUUAUCAGUUACCGUGACGUCAUUAAUGUGGCGGCCAUAUUGGCUGCCAUCUUGAAUUUUGUUUAAAAUUCGUUUUUUGCUAAAAUUUGUCUUAAUGACAUUAAAUUUGAAAAUUAAGUUUGAUUAGUAUGCUAUAAUCAAAUAUUUUUCUUUUUUUGGAACUAUGCUAUGUGCAAUUUUUUUAUAAAGAAAGUAACGCGCAUUUUUCUUAGAAGUGGCUAGCCUUAUGCUUUUUAUGACGUCAUAUCUUGCUACCAUAGCAACCUUCCAUGACCAAAUUUGAAAGGAAUUUGCCCUAGGCAUAAAAUGAGCAGUUGCUAAAAAGAAAAGGCCUUGGCUGAAAAUCCGUUUUUGAAAAUAUUGGGCAAAACCUGUGCGCUUCUACCAAUUCAAUUGAUGUUAAAUUUCAAGUUCUAAAUCUUCAAUCUCUUUCUUGUUCUUAAUUUGUUUUGACAGAGAAGAACAAAUUAAGAACAAGAAGGAGAUUAGAAUGAAGAAAAAGAAAUAGAGGAGAAAAGAUAGGGCUUUAAAGGAGCAGAAAGCCGAGUAAACUGAAGCAGCUCAAGAAGAAAAUAUAUAGAAAAUUAGAUCAAGAAAAUAAAACAACUUUUGAGAAACAAGUGGGGCAAGUAAAUAUAUUACUUAAAGUAACAGACUAAUAAAAAGAUGAGAAAUAAAUCAAGAGUUGAAGAAACUGAAAAAAAGAGCAGUGAACUUAUAGUUUAUGUCCGAGUUAAAUAAACUUGAAGGUAGAUUUAUUAACAAAGGAUGCUGGGAAAUAAAGAAGGAAGUAAUAGAAGGGUUUAAAAAGUAAAACAAAAAACAAAAAAACACUGAAACAAAUUUUGGUUUGGUUUUCUUGAUUGUUUUGUUGGUUUUUUUAUGUCUGUUUUCAUGAUUUUCGUAUCUUGUUUCUUUCUGACUACUAAAAAUGGCCAAAGAAAAAUGAUUACAAAAACAUUCAACUUUCAUUUGUAAAAUCCUAAGAAAUAUUUGAUUAAUCUAUACAAGUUUAUCAUAAAAAAGUUCCUUUGAAAUAGUGACACUUCAGUGCUUCGUCCACAAAUUUAAGAGUCAGAGUAUGAAAAUAUCACGCCAUAAUGUGGUCUAGGAAUAAAGGGGUUAAUUGUUUUUUUAAGUACUUAUUUCAUUUAACACUCAGCAACAGUGCUGGUUUCCAUGGUAGAACUUAUAGCUUCUCUCCUUUUUUAUUUUUUUUCCCUUGAAAAUAUUUUAUGGUUAAUAUCAUUUGUUCAUAUUUUUCCUCUUUCAGCGUUUCCAGGCUCUUCCAAAUAUCUUCGUCACUGUUCGUCACCAGGUUCUUGAAAGACCUCAAGACGCUUUGGCCCUGUGGGUAGAUGACUUGCGCAAGGACAGUUUUAAACUCUGCGCCAGAGAAAUUAAGAGUUUUGAUGGAAUUCACAAAGAUAUCAAAGUCGUAAGUAAUAAUCCAGAUAAUUGCUUUCUUCGAAAACUAAUUGUUUUGUUAGUAGUGGUGUCUUUUGGAAAUAAGUAGAAAUGCGCGAACUCGUGACCACAGAAUAAAUGUUAUGCUCUGUUAUGUUGGUAUUUUCAUUAACACUAAUAUAGAUUGUUUUUCGCACAAAACAGUAGGCAAACUCUACAAUAGCUUAUUCAAAAUUGCCACGGCUCAGUAUCGUCAUACCUUGUAACCGUAGCAAAUUUUUGCAACAAAAUUUGUAAAAAUGUGCCUGAGGAGGAAAUGAACGUUUAAUGAAAACGUUGAUACUCGAUGAUUUUUCUCUCUCAUCAAUCCCCCACUCUCCUUCUUGUGCAUUUGAGAGCAAAGCAAAAAUUAAAUAAGUGGCGGUGUUGUGUACCCUGGCUUUGCUUUCUUCUUGGUUUGAAAGCGUAAUGACAGUAAGAACAAGUGUUACAUUUAUAGGCUCAAAAAUUCUCGCUUCAUAUCUUUACCUCUUCCCUGCAGGAUUGGAUGGCUUUUACCAAAUUGAACACUGACAAUUUCACCUUGACUGAUAGUCUCGUGUUUACAAACAGCAACUCACCAACAAACAAACAGGACAACAACGCUAUUUGCCAGGUAGUGCCAUUUGACUCGUGUUUUAAGGCUUGCCUCAACCAAUUUGUGGGCUUUAAUUUCAAGUAGAAAGAUUUUUCUCAUCUUCACUUGGUUAGCAGUUUUCUAUUCACGCUUGAUUCUAUUUGAUUCGGUUUUUCAUUGUCUGUCUAAGUCACGUGACUAGCAUUGGCCUUCUAACCGUCAAAAUGUUUCACCGAAAAUGGGGAAUACUUAGUCAAACUGUAUUCUCCUUAUUUUAUCGUUUUUUUCUAUGGCUUCUAGCCAAAGCGUUAAUAGAGUGCCAGCUUUUAAUUAUGCCCAUGCAUGUUUUGUCGGAAAAACGGCAAUUAAGAGUCAGGUCACGUGACUUAACCAACAUACUAGAAACUGAUAAGGUAUAGAAUGAAUACCGUCUUAAAAGGCAGAAUCGUGUUAACAACCAUCUUGAGACCAUUUUGACGUCUAAAAUUUUCGAAUGUUUGAUAUGUAAAUCUAUCCAAUUUAAAGAAACACGUUUUGUGAAGUCAUCAGGAGCGGAAAAUUACGUGACGCUAUAUAACACUUCUGUACGAUCAAAUAAGUCAUUAAAAAUUAAAAUUAAAUUAAAACUCUACUGGGGGUCCUCUUUAUUUAACAAAUCCCAGCCUCGAUGCACUCAAGUAUGGCGUUCAGCAUUGAACACUGCUGUUUUCUUCUUUCCUCUACUUGUUUCUGUUAUUCCAAUUAUAGCACACUAGAUAAUAUCUAUGAAUGUAUUGUAUCCUUUCGAAAGAAAAAGCUCCAUUUCCCACCUGUAAUUAGUUGGUAGGAGGAAUGAGAAAAUGGAUGUUGAGGUAGUUUUUCUUGGAAAGUGACUACCUAUUUCUUAUGCUUUUUUUUUGUUCUUGGUUUCAGAAAGUCAAAUUCCAGGAUACUUUUUAUGCCCCUCCGGUUGUAGUGGUGUCUCCAAGACUUGGUUACAAUAACAACAAAUCACGUUUAUCAGGAUCCGCACCAUGUAACUUAGUUACUGCCUGGGUUGAGGUCAGAAACAUAUAGUCUGCCUAUUCUUCCUGUGGUUCUAAUAGCGAGAAUUUCAAAGUAAAGAAAUGUUAUUGAUAUCGUUGUCCUUAUACUCACGUUAAAAACUUAGAUUUUUCCAACGACGUGUAGCGGGGUUUGUAAAGCGAAUGAGGGCUAUUUAACUGGUUUCUCAUUUUUAUGUAAUUAUGGCAAAUAGCCUUCCUAAAUGAUGGUACACUAAGCUAUUUUUACGAAUAAUAAAACCAGGCUUUCCGCAAAGGAAACACUCAUAAGAACUUUUGAGCAGACUUGUGCGUUGGAAACUGAUCUUUUUUAUAGUUUUGUAUUCGUUUUGUUCUUUAAAACAAAGUUGUAAGAUCUAACAGGUUCUUAACAAUUCAGUAUACGCGAUUUCUUACUCUUCUUGCACUAACCCUUAGUUUUAACCAUCAAUAAAUCAAAAGACAGUUGAAAUUUGAAAAAAAAUAUUGUAUGACUUUUUUUUGUUUUACUGACAUACAAUGAACAGGUUUACUCUAGUACAACAAAAUGCUAUAUUUUGUGAAAUGUGAACUUAAAGUAUUUCUUUCGCUAUCUUGGAAUAUGCUUAGAAUACAUCUACAAACGAAACAGAAAUGUGUAUGAGAAGCUACAACAAUGACGCCAACGAUAAGGAUAUCAUAAAGGUCGAUUAUAUGGUAAUUGGAGGUACGUAAGAAAUUACGUAACGUAAAAUGAGGGAACUGCAAUGACUUUUAUCUGUAGACAAUCACAGUGCUCUCCUGACAAUUAUACAUAAUAGUGACUAACUGUACAACACAAAAAUGUAUAUGUUUUUAUCAAAUUUUAUCCUAAAUUAAACUUCUUUUCCUUUGUUUCAAAUCAUUCAGAUUAUACAUUACCAGGCCUCAAAACAAAAGAAAGUGAGAUUAAAAGCUAGGUUAAAAUUCAGCAAUAUACGACAUAUAUGGAAGGGCUCAUGUGCUUUAGGCUGUGGUCACAUUAUACCGGAUAACGAAAAGCUAUCCGGUACAGUGAGAACACCUACAUGUAUCCAACAUGUGACCCUACACUUUAGAGAUCGGCGCGGCACAGCCUCUCUUUGUCACAGAAAUCACGCCGCCACAACCGUUUUUUUUGUGUGAACAGAAGCCCAACCAAUAUGGUUUCUUGGCGGCGAAAAAUCUAUCCGGUAUGGUGUGAUCAUAGCCUUAACUUUUAUCCACUUCCCUGAUAACUCAAAAUUCCAGGCUGUUUUAUCUAUUGACGAAAUCGAAAUGAAUGAAUCUGAAAUGAUGCCCUCUGAUUCCAUCACUUGUAUGUUUGUCUUUUAGACUUGGAUCCUUGUAUAGAUGUAACAUGUCAUUAUCACAGUCUGUGUAAGGCUUUUGGACCUAAUGAUGCAAGCUGUGUGUGUAUUGACCGCUGCCCAACUUACAAAGAACCCGUAUGUUCAUCCAAUGGCACAACAUACGACAACAAAUGUCUGUUUGAACAGGAAGUUUGUCUCAAUCGACUAAACUUUACCGUACAACAUCCUGGCAGUUGUGAAGGUCAGCAGUUUUGUUGCCUCUUUGUGGUGGUCAACGUGCACCUUUUCACCGAAUCCUGUUAACCUUGUUGGACUGAUAGUAAAAUUUUGCUUUACUUUAUUUCCGUUUACUUUGCCAUUCUUUUUGGGGAAAAGUUGUUGCGUCAACAAGGGAUUUAAUUUUGUUACUUUAAGCCUAUAACUUGUCUUUGCAACUCCUUUUUAGGAUUUCCUCUUCAGCGUGGUCGCCUNCCAACUUACAAAGAACCCGUAUGUUCAUCCAAUGGCACAACAUACGACAACAAAUGUCUGUUUGAACAGGAAGUUUGUCUCAAUCGACUAAACUUUACCGUACAACAUCCUGGCAGUUGUGAAGGUCAGCAGUUUUGUUGCCUCUUUGUGGUGGUCAACGUGCACCUUUUCACCGAAUCCUGUUAACCUUGUUGGACUGAUAGUAAAAUUUUGCUUUACUUUAUUUCCGUUUACUUUGCCAUUCUUUUUGGGGAAAAGUUGUUGCGUCAACAAGGGAUUUAAUUUUGUUACUUUAAGCCUAUAACUUGUCUUUGCAACUCCUUUUUAGGAUUUCCUCUUCAGCGUGGUCGCCUUCACAUGGCCCAUAUUCCAUCUCUGGGUUACUCUCACUGUCAAGUAAUUCCUUUCGAGCCUUUUGUGUUUUAUCCUGACAAAUCCAUUGAAGUGCAGAUAACUGUCAAUCAUAUGGAUACCAGUGACAAAUCGUAUGUCCAUGACGCGGCGGUAUCGUGGAUUGAAAAUGUCAAUAACGACGGAUUUGCUGCCUGUGUGAUGGCAGCCGGAUAUAACGAACGAACGUCGUAUGCUAACGUGACAGUUGAUUGGAUGGCAUAUCAAGGUGCUCCAGUGGGUGGCGUGACUGGUGAACUGCGCAUGUCACAGUGGUGGACAGGGACGACUUGUGAAACUGUCAAAUUUCCCACUGUAAGUUGCCCUAAUCUAUUUCUGAUUGCCCUCUCUUUUUCAAAGCUUUUAUGGUUAUAAACAUCAUUCACAACAGUUGAACUAUUAGAAGUAUUGUCAAAUUACAGUUUAGGGUGCUUUAUAGUUGUGAAAAAAUGCUAAUCAAUAAAAUAGUAAAUGAAAUGAAAUAAAAUAUAAAGUGAUCGUUCUUUCACUAAUUAACCACAUUUACUUAUGUAAAUUCGAAGAAGUGAAACAUAACGUUCAAACUGCCGCUUUUAAUAACUUUGCUGAAUUUAUAAGGAUCACCAUUCUUUCUUUGAAUUGUUAAUAAAGUAGAUAAAUAAAGAAAUAAAAAAAUAAAGAAAUAAAGAAGAACAGAUGAUAGAACUAUUUUAUCCGAAUGACAAUUUUUCUGUGCUGUUUGCAGAGGAAAUUUUCAGUCAAACCUUCAGUCUUUGUGACGUCAAAACAUUACAAUCCAGGACUAAAACGUGACGCUGCAAGUGUAUGGAUUGAAGAUGUAACAAAAUCAUCUUGUAAAGUUUGUAUGAGAGAACUGCAGAAUUAUGCUGGAUCGCACCAAGAUAUUUUUGUGGUAAGCAUAAUGUAUCCUUAAGUGAAUGUCAAACAUGGAUCAUGCAUUGGGCUGCCACGAACAACAUCCUUAAAAAGAACAGCCCGUAGUUAUCACAGGUCGAGCAACUCUGCAAAUUCAUCUUAGAAUUAGUUAUUAAAAGGCGCAAAAUACUUUUCAAGAUUCUUCACCUUCACACCUGAGGGCCUCCCAGGGGGGGUACAUGUUCCCUUGUUCCCUAGAAAAAAUUGGAGUUUUUCCCUUGUUCCCCAAAAAUAAAUUAAGAUGCUCCCUGAAAUUCACUUUCAUCAAGUUCCCCUGUUCCCAGAAAUUCUGUUGCAUGUUCCCUUGAUCCCCAGAAAUAUUAAUUAAUGUUCCCCAGAAUUUCAAUCAUAUUUCAGUUUUCGAUGGUCAGUAUUUUCGUAAGUUUUACCUCGUUAGUCAUAGUAGAGAUAAUCCUCAGCAAAACGCCUCUUUCGUCUCCUUGAUGAAUGCCGCAUCACUGAAAACACUGAAAUAUUACUGAACUGCACUAACCAGUAAUGAAUAAUUGAAGACAUUUUUUUGGUAUCAUAGUGCUACAUUGUGUCUCGAUUUUCAGUUCCACAAAAUAUUAAAAUAAAUACUUCUCAUUUUAAAAGUGAUAUUUUCUCAUUCAUCUUAUUGGAUGGUUGUCUGAGAAAUCAGGUUAACCUGUACAGUAGUAUGAAUAAAGUCAAGAAAGUCUCACUUGGAGAUAUUUUUAUGUACGCUCAUAAGUGUAGCAUUGAAAAAUCAGAGCAUGACUUACCUAUCAUCUCCCUUUGAUGACUAAUAAUCUGUGGUAAAGCAGUCUCCCACUGUUCUUGCGUGUCAAUUUGAAAAAUUCGUCCUUUAGGCCACUCAGGUAGUUUUGGCCGAAAGUCUUUUGAAGACAGCUGAAUUUUGAACUUAACGAUUUUUAGCAUUGCACAUUUCUCCUUGAUGCCAAAUCCUUUCUGCAAGCGGCUUAAAACUGACGUAAAAUCUUUAUCUGAAACAGUCCUCAUACCGAGUUCAAAACACCAUCUUUCUGUGGGCUUUUCAUUUCCAUUGUGAUAAAUUGCACCGGUAACCGGUACAAUUACCGUUGUGUCUGAUAUAUCCGCAGAUUGAGCUUGAAUUCCUUCUGUUUCCGUUGCCAUUUAUUAAUAAAUGGUUAGCGUUUCUAGACAUGGAACACCAAAGAGAAAAUUACCAUAAAAAUGGCGGUCCACCCGACGGAGUCUCUCCCAAGGUUCCCACGCGUUCUAGACUCGUCCCCAGUCGUCACCAGUUCACUUGUGAAGAUUAGUCGCCAGGCUUAGUCGUCGGAAAUGCGUGAAAUUACAGAAACGUCGGAAAUGUCUUCAUAAACAGUUAAUGGAAAUCUCUCCAAAAGUUAGAAAAUGGUCGAAAGUCAAUGUUCCCUUGUUCCCGAAUAUCCCUCAACAGUUCCCUUGUUCCCUAAAAGUUAUUUUGAAAUAUCCCUUGUUCCCUAAAAGUAAAUGGCGAUGUUCCCUUGUUCUCUAAAACCCCUGGGAGGCCCACACGCCUCAUGCCCCUUUUUUUUUUUAUUAUUUAUCUAUGCAUGCCGGUCGAUUAACCAGAAAUAACGUGUUGUUGAUUUUAUUUUCAGAAUUGGCUGGCUUUUUCGGAUCUUCCCAACCCUCCCUUUUCAGAACAUAACUCGAUCUACUUUGCAAAUGAUAAACCUCCCAACAGCAGACAUUAUAAUGCAUUUUGCAAGGUCAGUAUCAUAGUUUGAGUUUGAAUCCAAAUCUCAGUUAAAAACCUUUUUUACUAUGGUGGUUAUCAAAUUUUACUCUCAGGCCAUUAAUGCGAAGGUGUUUAACCUGUAAAAGACUUAGCAAUGUACAAGGACGUAUUCAUGGAUAUCAUGAUACUGACAAUACCAUAGGUCACACUUUCGCUUCUCCUAUACGUCUCCUCUAUGAUGCGUUCAUUUGAGUCUCUCCAUUUGGUGUCUGUACUCAGGUACAUUAAGGCAUGGGUCCCCAAUGAUUCAGUCAAAAAGUGAUGAGGGGUGGUCUAUCUCUGAGCACUUAAGCAGUAAAAAGAUGAGACUUUGUCAGAUACAUACAUGUGUGGUUUCUGUCAAUUAGGUGAUUUUCAAUUAUGCAAAUGUUGUCACGUGACUCCACACGGCCAGAAAAAAUAAAGAGUCUUUAAACAAAAAUGGCAACACUUUUUCGUGUGUCCUCAGUUAUUUUUGCGGUUGCAUAAUGUUAAGGCCUUUUAGUAUAUCACUUCUGUGCUUGGCCUUUUUUGAAUUUUUUACUGUUUUAGAAAAUAAACGGCUUUUUCAACUAGACCCAGUCCCCCAAAGCAAUUGUAUCCCAUCUUAACGCCUUCGAUUUUAAAUGUCUAAAAAAGGCCAAGCACAGAAGUGAUUAAAAGGCCUUAACAUUAUGCAACCGGAAAAAUAACUGAGGACACACGAAAAAGUGUUGCCGUUUCAAGAACAAGCUUUUUCAACCGAUGGAGGUCACGUGACCUAAUUUGCAUAGUUUUAAAGCGCGAAAUUGACACAAACUAAAAAUGUGGGUAGCUGGCAAAGUUUUAUGUCUCUUCAUCUAAAGUUCUUAGAUAUAGACCACCCCCUCACUUUUGAAGAGAGCAAAUUAAGGCAAAUUGAGGCCCAUGCCUAAAUUUACCUGAGCAUACACAAUUUUAAGAAUUAAAUGUGAGUAUUGUGAAAGGAGGCUGAUAGAGCAAAAGCAUAAAACCCACUUUGAAUGGCAAUUUCACGUUGUCAAUGGUUUGAAGUUUAGUUGCAGCCUAUUUUUCAAAAGGCUUCUUGUGCAGAGUGAAGUGAAUUAUCUUCCAAAUAACGUUGGACUCAAAAUCUCCUUCGUCUUACUGUAUUUGUUUUACAGAUUUGAGCUUCUCAGUUUGGAAGUGUACUUUAUUUGGUGCCAGCCCAGUUUAUUCUGAACGUCGAUAUGGCAUGCUUUUCCCAAACUUUUAAUUGCAAAGUUAAGAGUAUAUCAAAAUCAUCAGGAAAACAAAAAGACCCUCUUUUUCCAAGGUGGAGAAAAGCCUAAUCAAAGCCGACAUUCUCAAAUUUCAGUUUAUUUCCUUCUUACCUGUCUGUAGUCGAGGACACUUUCAAGUAGUAUCUAUGAACAGUAAAGUUAGAUUGAGCCAUGCAGACUCUUACCAGAGGAUUAUAUAAAUACAAAAAGAACCGUUGGAUUUGGAAGUAGACGAUAUCUUGAUAACAGUUCCCCUUCAAGUUGAAAUAUUUUCUUUAUCUUUUAUAGGAGGCAGUCUUUGCCAAAAGUUAUAACACAACGCCACACGUCUUCGUUUCUGCUUCUCACUCGACAAAAGGAGGGAAUAAAAGUCCAGUUCACAACAGCAUAGCUGCCUGGGUGGAGGUUGGUAACUGGUGAUUUCAGGGUAUCAAAUAGGCCAUUUGGACAAAGAGGUCAUGUGAAAUCAUUUUUAUGGAAAUGAAAGUUAUGAUUUUGCCUUCAAAAAACGAGUAGUGGGUAAUAUGUUAAACAAAAUAAGAGUGAUUUAGUUUUUUAAACCCGUGCCAUUUUCUUAAAAUGAGUAAGUUCGUAGCUGGUCAGGUGACCAAAAUGUGAUUUUGAAAACUAUGAAUUACCUCUUUCUGAACAGAAAUUUUGCACCUAAACUUCAAGAAAAUUGCUGAAAAGAUGACGUGGUAACUUUAAAAGCACAUCUGAGCGUAACUAUCAAACGUUUAACAAGAUACAAGCAAAAAGUAGUUUUAGCCGCAAGAGUAUGCCCUCCAACAUUGUGGCUAAUACAAAUCAUACUACUUUGUUGAAAAAUCAAAGUACCACAAAAUUAAUCUCCCUUAAAUGCGUUUCCUCUCAAAUGUCGGGUGUACGAUAAUUUUUAUGCGCUCUGUCAAUUUUUGUCAUCAACAGGAUUCCAAGUCAUUGUCUAAAGGAAGCACUGGUCACGUGACCUCUUAGUGCAAGUGGCUUAAUUUCAUAUUAAAUUAUGAGUGGUAUAGUAGGGACCGAAUUAACCUUUAUUCGCGGACGAAUCUCGUUACUCUGCCGAGGAAUAUAUAGACACUGAUGACGUUAUGGCUUUUUAUCUUUAUUAAUUGAAUAGUAACGUGUAAAUAUAAUAAUAAUAAUCAUAAUCAUAACAUAUUCAACCGGCGUAAGCCUGUCAGCGAAAGCUGUUAUAAAUGGAGAGAACAAUACCAAUUUCAGCACUAAAGCAUACAGGCAACUACAACAAAUAAAGAUAAAAAUAAGUAGUUAGAGCUGUAUACUGGUGCUUGGGCACCAGUCAAAAAAGUGCCUUUCUUAGCAGAUUCUGUGCGUACUGAAGGAAUUGAAUUAUCUAAAUAUAGCUGAAAUCUCAUUAAGAUAGGUCGUGUGCCAUUUUAAGGUGGUUUAACCGGUUUUAGACUGGGGCUUUCUAGAUCUUCUUAGGGAAACAAAUGCGUUGCUUUUUGAUUGGUUGACUAAAAACUAACUAAAGUAUUUAUUAGUUGAUACAUGCUGUCAAAGUAAUAAGCACUAGCUCACCUUUGACAUCAAAUCACUGAGUACGUAUCCAGUUCUAUUUCCUGCUGCUUUCAUUGCCCAACAAUUUUUUUCAGUUUAGUUUCUCUGAUUCUUGGCGAGCAAAUCGAGCAUAUUGAUGAGUUCGAAGCCCAACUAGCUCUUUCUAAUAAUAAACCAAAUUUUCAACUUACCCCAGUUCCCCUCUUCUUCUCCACAAUUCAGUUAUCUCGCUUUACCUUCCUUCUAUCAUUUUCCUUUCACCACGAAAACCACCACCACAGCCUCCACAACCACAUUUUUAUUGUUUUCCCGAGUCCUCCUCCACCACCACCACCUUUUUAUUGUUUUCCCUCUUCCUCCACCACCACCACUGCCACCACCAAAUUUCUAUUGUUUUCCCUCCCUCACCUCCCCAUUUCUAUUGUUUUCCCUUCUCCACCACCACAAUGCACAUUUUAGUACUAAUGUUUAGUGCUUUUACAUGUACAGUAUAUUAACAGGAAACGCUUUCGGGUUUGUGUCAAAGAACUGUAUGAGGCAAAAUACGACCCACUCUUCAUAUCCUACAUAGUUUUGUCAGGUAAGAACUUUACUGCAAAAAGAACAGAUUUUUACGGUACAUCAUUCCUUAUCGUCUCUUAUUUGUGAUUCAAUGCCGUGAUUUAUACGCGCAGAUAUCUGUCCAGAUGGAUGGGAUUACUUCAAUGGAUACUGCUAUUUAACGAGCUCUGUUUGCGCACCUUGGGUGACUGCAGUGUCCAACUGUUCAAUGAUGAACUCACAUCUGGUAACAGUGCACAACCAAGAGGAAAAUGUCUACAUACAGCACCGUCACAAUGGCGAGCGAUCAUGGAUUGGCCUUAAUGACCGACGCGUUGAGGGAUCGUUUGUGUGGACAAACAAGGAAAUAAUCAGUUUUCAGUUCUGGGCUCCACAACAACCAAACAACUUGAAAAACGAAGACUGUGUUCACACCCUUGGGGUGAAAAAUGGCUACUCUUGGAACGACGUGUCAUGUGAUAACUGCUAUAACUAUACUUGUGUUAAAGGCAAGUUUUGAGUUACCAUAGAAAUACUACAAAUCCAAACCUUUAAUUUGUUACCAAUAACGAGGUUUGAAGAUCACCUCUGCAGUAGUGAGUUUUUAUGAUAAUUUUAUCGCCGUGUUGUUGAUCAGAAUUUUAUAAAGUCUGCGUUUCUAUGUAGCUCUCUCCCAGGCAGUAGUCUAAAUAUUUAGGUAAAGGUAACCCCUGUACUUAUCACUCUCAGUUACUCCAAAAAAGAAAUUCUUCAUGUGAAUGAUGAUACCGCUACCAAGUAGGAUCACGGUGAUAAAAUGGUCUUCAUUGACUUUUCUUCUCUACUACAGAAAUUGACGAAUGCAUCAGCGAUUAUCACAGGUGUGAUCCAAACGCUGCUUGUCAGAAUACCGUGGGCUCAUACAUUUGCACUUGCAAAGCUGGAUUCUAUGGAAACGGAAAAAAGUGCUUUGGUAACUAUUACAGCCCUUAUUAUGUUUUCCUGACAUAGCAUCCUUCUGGGCUGGUUUUAUAUUUAGUGUGCUAUAUUUUGUUGUAAAACUUGUCCUUGGUUUAAACUUUUAUUUCUUUUGUUUCAUACACGUUUUCAUACUUUGCUAUCCCCUAAAACAAACCCAUGGCUAAAAUUAAGGCACAACGCAUAUUAUUAGUUUUCUUAGUUAGGAUUCACUGACUACAUAUGUUGUUCAUAUUCCCUCCGUCAUAAGAUAUAGAUGAAUGCAGAAACAAAUCCCAUACCUGUGAUGUGAAUGCAGUUUGUAGCAAUACUCAAGGGUCGUUCAACUGCACCUGCAAAGCCGGAUACUCAGGAGAUGGAAAAAAAUGCAUUGGUAUACAGUAUUCCUUAUUAGCAAAAUCCAACUAGUGGUUUUAUUAUCAAUGCUGCGUUCUGAUUGGUCGAGCUACUACUGGGCUAUAUGUUAUAGCCCACUAGUAGCGAAAAGCGCCUGCUUGGAAAACCAAAACAGUGGCGGCUGAAUCGCGUUUUGCUAGAUAAAGUUGUUUUGUCUCGAUAUUUUUGGGCAAGUUUUCAAAUCAUUACUGUUUACUUAGUACUAACUGUUCUUUUCGGGUAUAAGGUAAAAAUUGUUUCCAACCUGCAGGCUAUUCAUUUAAUAAGUAUUUAAGAGGCAAUUCUACGCCAUUUAGAAAAUUCUUCAUUAAUAAAGUAGAAGAGUAAAAUCAUGCAAUUAAAAAAAAUUGGAAAAUUAAUUGAUAUUGUCUAUAUUUUAUACGCUGCUUAGUACGGAAAACUGGUUCAAUUUACGAAUAUUUUGCCCAGUAGACAGUUAGGCCAAAUUUGGUAGGUGUUUAGCGCCAUUAUUCCGGGCCUGAAUUCCUUACACAGGUUCUUAUACAGUGUCAUGCUUGCAAAGCAGUAUAUUAUAAGUUGUAAAGUAGCCAUAUCCUGCCAAAUGUACCGAAUUAACAUGCAGUGCUAAUGUCAUGUCUUCCAGCGAAGAACUGUGCUGAACUGUACAAAGCUGGAAAACGAUCAAGUGGAGUUUACAAGAUCGACCCAGACGGUACUGGUGUCUUUGACGUGUACUGUGACCAAACAACAGCCGGUGGGGGAUGGACAGUGUUCCAGAAGAGGCUGGAUGGCUCGGUUAAUUUCUACCGCGGCUGGAACGACUACAAAAAAGGGUUCGGAAAUCUGAAUGGCGAGUUUUGGCUCGGACUGGACAAAAUUCACCGCCUGACAAAAACUAAAAGCAAACUUCGAGUGGAUCUCGAGGACUUCAACAGAAACACGGCUUAUGCUGAGUACAGCUACUUUGCUAUAACAGACGAGAGAAGCAAAUAUAAGCUGAGUGUUGGAACUUACUCCGGUAAUUAUAUUACUUACUGGAUUAAAAAUGGAGUUUGGGAUAAAGCUUUAAAAAGGCCCCAGCUAAUGCUUAUGAUUUUGGUGUUUAAGAAAUAAAGACUCACCACAGAGAUACAGCUAGUCCCAGAUAGAGUAAAGUAUGUAAUAAUCACACAGCUAUCACAAAAUUAUAGUAUAGCAAAUUAAUAUAAUAUGGAGCGUUAAGGUGAUUUAAUUACGACCAUGAAACGGAUUCAAUGUUUCCCGCUGUUUUUAAGUCUUUUUAAUGGUUAAAACCAUCGUAAAAUCACAGUUAGGUGGAGAUACAGGCAAGGAAAUAUAAUCGUUUCGUCCAAUGUCAUUUUCUAGGAAAUGCUGGUGACUCGCUAAGUGGUCACAGAGGCUACGCUUUCUCCACUUAUGAUCGAGACAAUGACGGCUGGUCUGGUAACUGUGCUGCACGCUUUAAGGGGGCCUGGUGGUUCACUUCCUGCCAUCCUUCCAACCUGAACGGCCUCUAUCAUCGCGGAAGCCACUCUUCAUUUGCUGAUGGUGUGAACUGGUAUCACUGGAAGGGAUAUAACUACUCCGCUAAACGAGCUGAAAUGAAACUCAAACCAGUCAACUUCUAA
Porites evermanni is the source of this 14925-nucleotide messenger RNA. The record is from the annotation of a GenBank genome assembly. Lineage: Eukaryota; Metazoa; Cnidaria; Anthozoa; Scleractinia; Poritidae.